CUUUCUCCGACUUUCCAGGACGUGUUUUAUACCACUUCUUUUUCUGUCUCAUUUUGUCCACCAAACUUUUAACGUUGUGCAUAAAUGCACAAAGGACUUAUAAAGAUGAGCAGUGGAAGGGUUUUCAAGGUGCAACAUGGAGCCGGUGAGACUUGUGCGGGCUGUUUUGACUUUAGUUGUUAUUUUCACCAGUCUUUGUGGUGCCAACGUCGCAGCAGGGCCCACGCUGAAAAUGGACCAAGCUCUGUUAAUGUUUUAUAACCAGCUGCCCCACGACGUGGAGGUCUUGUACACUUCAGAUUAUUGCUACAAGUGUGUGUACCAGCGUCUGAUCCAAGUGAAAGCCAACCACAAAAACGUAUCUGCAGUCAUCAGCACCAAGUUCACUCUGAGCAUGCGAGUAGAAUCGCACAAGGUCAUCGAAACUCUUUGCAGAUGGAGUGAGACAUAUGAGGAGGGCGGUCACUACUACAUUUGGAUCGGAAAGUCAGUUAACGGCAGCAAUGUCUCCUGCAUUCCCUUUGUGGAUAGAAGACCAAACAAUUCCUACACACCUAUCCUGGUCACUGCUCUCUCCCUGUCUAUAACCGCUCUCCUAUUUGUUGUGACACCAUAUGCAUACAGAAAAUGGCGUACAUCGAAGUUUAAGAAGACCAUUUGCUGCCAAAUACCCCAGUACUCGCUUGAUGAAGUGCAUGUUGGGAACGCCGAGAGCAGUGCCAGCAAAGUGAAACCAACCCGUCUGCGUUCACUGGACACAUUUCGAGGGUUUGCCCUCACAGUGAUGGUGUUUGUCAACUACGGUGGAGGAGGCUACUGGUUCUUUCAGCACGUACCAUGGAACGGUCUGACAGUGGCCAGUAUCGUCAUGCCAUGGUUUGUCUUUGCCAUCGGGACUUCGGUGGUGUUGGCGAUCCGAUCCAUGCAGAGGAGAGGUGUGGGCCGCCUGCAGCUGCUGCGCAAGGUCACGUGGAGAACUCUGGUCCUGCUGAUGCUCGGCUUCUGCUUCCUCAACUACUCCCCGCGAGAUGGACCACUGUCCUGGUCCUGGCUCAGGAUCCCUGGUGUGCUACAGCGUCUGGCUUUCACCUACUUUGCCUUGGCUCUGCUGCAGACCCUAUGGGGAAACAAAGAGAAUGGACAAAGUGAAGGUCACUGGUGGUCUCCAGUCCAGGAUGUGGUGCUCUACUGGCCCCAAUGGCUCAUCAUCAUUCUCUUGGAGACGUUGUGGCUAUACAUCACCUUCCGCCUGCCUGUACCCAACUGCCCCACAGGCUAUUUAGGAGCAGGUGGAAUUGGGGAUAAUGGUCUUUACCCAAACUGCACUGGAGGGGCGGCAGGGUACAUUGACAAGUGGAUGUUUGGUGACAACAUCUAUAGGUACCCCACGUGCAAAGAAAUGUACCGCUCCACACAACCAUUCGACCCAGAGGGGAUUCUCGGUACAAUCAACUCAAUUGUGAUGGGAUUUAUGGGGAUGCAGGCAGGGAAAAUUAUCAUUUUCUACAAGGGGAAGAAUGUCCAGAUCCUGUGCAGAUUCCUGGUGUGGGCCAUUGUACUGGGAAUCUCGGCAGCCAUCCUUUCUAAGUGCACGCGAGACGAAGGAUUUAUACCUGUCAAUAAAAACCUUUGGUCAUUGUCCUUUGUGACGUGUAUGGGCUGUUUCUCCUUCCUGUUGCUGGGAGGCGUGUACUUUAUCUGUGACGUAAAGGGAUGGUGGGGAGGCCAACCAUUCAUAUAUCCAGGGAUGAACUCCAUCUUCGUGUAUGUUGGACACUCGCUCCUGGGUUUUUACUUUCCGUUCAGCUGGGAGAUGCGCUUCCAGGAAAGCCACUGGGAGUUGCUCUUUCAAAGCCUGUGGGGAACAGCAUUGUGGCUAAUUAUUGCUUACCUCCUCUACAGGAAGAAGUUUUUCCUCAAAAUUUGACCUAGUGUACAGGACUUGUCCCUACAUUCUAUAUACCAUUCUAGGCUUGUUUCAACUUUAACUGUCUCAUAAUCAGUGUUGGGUUAGUUACUGAAAACCAGUAACUAGUUACAGUUACUAGUUACUUUAUUUCAAAAGUAACUCCGUUACUAACUCAGUUGCUUACACCAAAAAGUAUUGCGUUACUGUGAAAAGUAACUAUUUAGUUACUUCUUUUUUUCUUCUUUUUUUUAAGGCUCCCAUUAAUGCCCUUUUAGCCUUCAUGUCAGUACUGUUAUUGCACUGGAGAAUAAUACAAUGUGUUGAUCAACUUGACAUGCAUUUGCAUCACUGAACUCUGCUAAGCAAUGUGCUCUACAUACAACACACAAAGACAAAGAUAUGUUACAAAGGCCAAUUUGUUUCUGGCCAGAACAAAUGGACAAAACUAUUUUAAAUAGCUGCAACAUAACAUACAUAAGUAACAAACAGCAUAAUAACAACAUAGCUGUAAAGCAAGGAAGGCACACACUACAUACACAAAGCCUAACCAUGCAUUUUUUCCUCAAGGAAAUCUGACACAAAAUCAUGUCUGAAGCCCAGAACACUCUACACAUUUCCCCAGUUUUAGUUUAGAGAUAAGGAGAGAUUGGCCUGGCCCACUAGGAUCCCUCUUUGUGUUUGUUAACUUUAUAGUCUAUACAUUUGGAGUGAUGUGAUAAUCAAACACUCUAGAAGUCUAGAAUGAAAGAGUAUUUAAGAGAAUUGACAGCAAUGUUCCCUCUAAGGCAGGUGUGGGCAAUUAAUUUUCACCAGGGGCCGCAUAAGCAACCCGAGCACUGCUGGAGGGCCACACGACAAUAUUUCAAUAAAAUUUUGCUCAAUGUUAUUUUUGAUGUACCGUAAAAUAAAUAAUAAUGAUGAUAAUAAUAAUAAUUUAAUUUAACCUAACUUAACAUUAUACAAAAGCAGAUUGCUUUUGAUGGUCACUUUAUCCUGCAUUAUCCAACAUUUUUCCCCGUCAGAUUUGGACAACCAUCUGUUGUUAAAAAUAGUUUUUAAUCAUAUUUAUUUUAUAUUGUUUUUUAUAUUGGUUUUAUAUGUAAUUGUUUUUUCUUUUUAUUCAGUCAUUGGUGGAGCUAAGGAUUAUAUUUGAAUAUUGUUUUUAAUAUUGUUGUGCAGCACUUUGGAAACAUUUUGUUGUUUAAAUGUGCUAUAUAAAUAAAGU
Entelurus aequoreus (snake pipefish) is the source of this 3134-nucleotide messenger RNA. RefSeq names its product heparan-alpha-glucosaminide N-acetyltransferase-like. NCBI's taxonomy places the organism in Eukaryota, Metazoa, Chordata, Actinopteri, Syngnathiformes, Syngnathidae. The transcript has 19 exons. The record is from RefSeq and is a predicted model, not a curated record. The coding region runs from base 137 to 1927 and encodes 596 amino acids.